This is a messenger RNA of Fukomys damarensis (Damara mole-rat), 2663 nucleotides long. RefSeq names its product WW domain containing oxidoreductase (gene Wwox). The record is from RefSeq and is a predicted model, not a curated record. Gene Ontology annotation, molecular function: protein binding. The transcript has 8 exons. Lineage: Eukaryota; Metazoa; Chordata; Mammalia; Rodentia; Bathyergidae. The coding region runs from base 16 to 1074 and encodes 352 amino acids.
GGCUGUGUUUUAGAAAUGUUAAGUUUUAUUUAUGGUAUUGUGGAUUUUGCUUUUAACAGCCACACCGAGGAGAAGACUCAGUGGGAACACCCGAAAACUGGAAAAAGAAAACGAGUAGCAGGAGAUUUGCCCUAUGGAUGGGAGCAAGAAACGGAUGAGAACGGACAAGUGUUUUUUGUUGACCACAUAAAUAAGAGAACCACCUACUUGGACCCAAGACUGGCCUUCACCGUGGACGACAUCCCGACCAAGCCAACCACCAGGCAGAGAUACGACAGCAGCACCACGGCCAUGGACAUCCUGCAGGGUCGGGACUUCACGGGCAAAGUGGUUGUGGUCACUGGGGCUAAUUCAGGAACAGGGUUUGAAACUGCGAAGUCUUUUGCUCUGCAUGGUGCUCACGUGAUCCUGGCCUGUAGGAAUAUGGCAAGAGCCAGCGAAGCAGUGUCCCGUAUUUUAGAAGAGUGGCACAAAGCCAAGGUAGAAGCAAUGACCCUGGACCUCACUCUGCUCCGUAGCGUGCAGCGUUUUGCUGAAGCGUUCAAGGCCAAGAAUGUGCCUCUUCACGUGCUUGUGUGCAACGCUGCGGCUUUUGGUAUUCCCUGGAGCCUCACGAAGGACGGCCUGGAGACCACCUUCCAGGUGAACCACCUAGGCCAUUUCUACCUGGUCCAGCUCCUGCAGGAUGUUUUGUGUCACUCGGCCCCUGCCCGUGUCGUCGUGGUCUCCUCUGAGUCCCAUAGAUUUACAGAUAUUAAUGAUACUUCAGGAAACCUUGACUUUGGCUGCCUGUCUCCGUCGCAAAAUGACUACUGGGCCAUGCUGGCCUACAAUAGGUCCAAGCUCUGCAACAUCCUGUUCUCCAACGAGCUGCACCGCCGCCUCUCCCCACGCGGGGUCACGUCCAACGCCGUGCAUCCGGGGAACAUGAUGUAUUCCUCCAUUCACCGCAGCUGGUGGGUGUGGACGCUGCUGUUCACCUUGGCGAGGCCUUUCACCAAGUCCAUGCAAUCGUGGCUUUGGACACCAAGCAGACCGGAUCAUGCCCUUUGCAGGCGGUGGGGUGAAGAGUAAAAGAGCCCCAAGAAAGAUGCAGUCUGAAGACCUCGGGAGCACCUCAUGGCGGGAGAUACAAUUUUGUGUUGCAAACUAUUUAAGGGACUCGUAUCUCUGAUUGUUCAUGUCUAUCUUUCUCAUUCCUUUUCUUGAAAUUGCUUCAUUUCUCCUCUAGACUUCUCAGUGUAUGGCACAUAGUAGGUGGUAGAAAAGUUUGUGCUGAAUUGAAUCCUAGAGCAUUUACGUUGGUAACUAGGUACAACAAUCAUAGUAGCCCCAGUGAAGCCUGUUUCACUCUAAAAGAAUUUUUGUGAAAAUUGUGUAAAACAACUCACAAAAACUCCCAACAUUCUGCUUUUCUUUUGGGCACUCUUGUUACAAAACCUGUCGCUGUGGUUCUAGGAAGGACACUCAAGUGUUAUUUAAGGAGAGGGGUUGGAGUAGUCAUUUAGAGUUGCUUUCUCUUCCAGUAAGAUUUUCUAUGUGAGCCCAAAGUAGACACAGUAUAAGUGCAAACUGUUUAGUUAGCUCUUGUUGACAGAAGGAGGACUUCAGAUCCAGAGAUGUUACAUUUUAUGGUGCACACAAACGCACUUUAAAACAUUUCUGCACUCUCUUCUGUGUGUGAGCGAGUUUCCACAAGUGCACGAGCACAAAUGGCACUUGCAGCGGUUGUUAGGGAAAUGAAGUUUCUGCACCUUGCCAAAGCAUGUUUUCUCUCUAAAGUGAGGCAGCUGAUAAUUACUAACGCUAAUGUCAGGGUGAAGUGCACCAGAUCAUUUAACACCAGUGAUGACCCCCAGAGCAUUUAUAUUUGAUGCCAGAAUGUGCUCAUUUUCUAUAUCUUGCUAUUGUACCUGUACCAAGCAAUUUAUAUUCUCUUCAUAAAGAGGAUCAGAUCCAAUACAAAUUUAUAACACAACAAUGACAUUGAAAUACAAAUAUUUCCCAUUUCCCUUUCUGGCUCCUCCUUCCUGCACACCCACCCCCCAUGGGUACACACAUGCACUUAGCUACAAGUUGCAAACUAAUCUAAAAAUUUUAAAAAAUCCCUUCUUUCUGUGCAGCUGACACUUUCUCUGGCCUGUGAUCUAUGUUUGCUGUCUGUCUGAGCGAGUGACACAGUCAUGUAUUUAGACACAAGUCAGAAAAAGUGAAAUAUCAGACACAGAGCCUGCAGCGGGAACCAGGAUAAAAAUGGAAUCAGGAACCCUGGCACUCUUCACACCACAGCUGGGGAGAGGGGCACCAUGUAUUCACUUAGACACGGCCUUGGUUCUGAGCCCUGGAUCCAAACAUUAAUGUUGUUUAGGCCUUGGGUUCCCCCGUAUGUGUCACAUGUGAUGAUCCAACACAUUUGUCAAUUACACAUAUAUUUGUUCCUGCUUACGGACAUGAUUAGUGUUCUUGACAACCACUGAUUUGGGGUGAAAGAAGGGAAAGAUUAGCUUUAUUUUUGACACACGAACGAGAUGUAGUUUUGUCAGUUGCUCAUUAAUGCUGCUGUUUUUGCUGUGCGGCUCUGGCCAUGACAUGUCCCUGUGACUGUGCCGGCAUGUAGUAGCUGCACUCCACUUCUCAUUGUUAGUCCCUGCUUGCGCUGGGGU